AUACUUCACCAGUGAAACAUCAACUCUAGGAGCAUCUUUCUCAAAAUCCAAUCGAAGGAAAAGAUUAAAAUCACAAUUUGGUGAUUAUGAUUGAUCGCCAUCUUCAACCACUUUCACCACCAAACUCAAUCACUCUUCUUCUUUCUUCCUCACCAAAAUUAGCAUCCAUCUUUGCUCCUUGUACUCGUCUCUGCUUCAACUUUUGCCAUGAGAACCUUUGUUGGAUUUUACGUCCUCUGUCUUUUACUCGGACAACAUCUUCCUUUACUACUAGCAGAUGACGUCAACUUCAUCAACGACUCGACACAGAACCUCUGUUUCGCAACUCGUUUAUCUGACUUCCUCCCACCACCGUACAGCAACAUCUCCGACUCCAUGCCAUGUACACCUCUCUGGAACACAUUCGUCUUAAGGUACUUAGAAAACAGAGACAAUGUCAUGACGAUCAUAGUAUCUGCUCUAUAUACAACCGGGUGGGUCGGAGUCGGAUUCUCAAGAGACGGGAGGAUGGUGGGAUCGAGCGCGAUGGUGGGGUGGAUUACGAAGAAGGGUCAUGCUAAAAUCAAACAGUACUAUCUCCAAGGAACAGAGAGAGACCAAGUCGUGCCGGAUCAAGGAGAAUUACAGUUACAGAAAGUUCCUCCUGUGGUGGCUCUUCACGGAGCAAUGAUUUACUUAGCUUUUCAGGUGAAGUUUACCGUUAGAGUUCCUCGUAGAGCAGUGAUUCUAGCGUUUAGCACAGCUUAUCCCUCGAAGCUAGGGCGUCUGACUAAGCAUGAUGAUAAAACUACUGUCAUCGUCGAUUUCUCCAAAAAAGCAAAUGGAGUAACGUCCAAAGAAACGUCAGAUUCUACGGAGAAGACUAAACAUGGAGUAAUGGCUAUACUCGGAUGGGGUAUCUUACUUCCUCUAGGAGCAAUCCUGGCGAGAUAUCUCAGACAUAGAGACCCUCUUUGGUACUAUCUUCACAUCGGUAUUCAGUUCACUGGAUUUAUCUUCGGUUUAGCCACUGUUAUUCUCGGGAUUCGGCUUUACAAUAGGAUCCAACCAAAUAUACCUGCACAUCGAGGCAUUGGAAUCUUUCUUCUAACCCUCAGUAUUCUUCAGGUUUUGGCUUUCUUUGCGCGGCCACACAAGGAGACAAAGAUGAGGCGAUAUUGGAAUUGGUAUCAUCAUUGGAUUGGGAGAAUCUCUUUGUUCUUUGGAGCAGUGAACAUUGUUCUUGGGAUUAGAAUGGCUUAUAGUGGAGAAGAUGGAUGGAAAAUUGGAUAUGGGUUUGUUUUGGCAGUGACAUUACUUGCUUUUCUUGUUCUUGAAAUAUUCAGGAUUCGUGGCUCUAUUGGUUCACCUUCUUCUCACACGCCUCCUCCUUUUGAGACACAUCCAACUUCUACUAGUAGUGUCUGAUUCAAGAUCCUUUGUUUCUGUACAUACUUUGUUAUGGAUUUUAUUGGGUGAAGUAAUUUUGUUGAGUGAAGUUUGCUAGGACUAGCAUGGUGGAAUUUUUUAUUUUUUUUUCCUAAGGUUUGUGGGUUCUGUUUUUGUUGUUAUUUUGACUUGUAAAUUGGAGUUUUCAAGGUUGCUUUUCAUAUA
Messenger RNA from Raphanus sativus (radish), 1593 nucleotides. RefSeq names its product cytochrome b561 and DOMON domain-containing protein At3g61750. Lineage: Eukaryota; Viridiplantae; Streptophyta; Magnoliopsida; Brassicales; Brassicaceae. The transcript is spliced from 4 exons. The coding region runs from base 208 to 1407 and encodes 399 amino acids. The record is from RefSeq and is a predicted model, not a curated record.